Zootermopsis nevadensis is the source of this 7581-nucleotide messenger RNA. It is a transcript of the gene fid, whose product is annotated as class I SAM-dependent methyltransferase fire dancer. Gene Ontology annotation, cellular component: nucleus; cytoplasm. Gene Ontology annotation, molecular function: tRNA binding; S-adenosylmethionine-dependent methyltransferase activity; tRNA (5-carboxymethyluridine(34)-5-O)-methyltransferase activity. Gene Ontology annotation, biological process: tRNA methylation; tRNA wobble uridine modification. Lineage: Eukaryota; Metazoa; Arthropoda; Insecta; Blattodea; Termopsidae. The record is from RefSeq and is a predicted model, not a curated record.
UAUAGUGGCGACGUCCAGCGAGCAAGGGUUGGUUGCCUACAGUUAAUGAAACGGAAUGAUGGCAGAGCGGCUACUGUCGGGCUGAAGUCAACAAGGUAGUCUCGAAGUCGUGCUACUGGUCGGAUAAAAAGAUAAGAAGGCACAAAGAAGAAUAAGAAGCAAGUACGUGUUCACUGUGGACGAGACGAGUUAUGGGAACCCAUCGAAUUUUCAGCCAUGAAUCGGAUUGCACCUGUGAUACCGAGAGUGAGAACUGCGACUACAAUGUGAAUGUGGGGACUACGCGAUUCCAUCUUGACCAUCCUCCUACUAGCACUGAGCUUCUGCUGCAGCCAGAGUUCCAGUAAACAAGAUGACGAGCGGGUGACCUCGAAAAUGUCGGGGGCCGAAGAACGCGAGGCCCGCUCCGUCGCUUUGGAGAAAGCCUAUGUUCACGAAGUGUACGAACAGAUUGCUGACACGCAGCUUCCGACCGGCGUCUCGACAGACAGACAGCGAGGGCAGCCGUGGCCGAAGGUCAAGCAGUUCCUAUCAGAGCUCGAACCUGGCUCCCUUGUCUGCGACGUUGGGUGCGGAAACGGAAAGUACCUGAACGUCAAUCCGUCAGUGUUCAAGAUCGGAGUGGACCGGUGCAAGACUCUUACAGAAACAGCUCGAGAGAAGGAACACGAGGUGCUGCAAUGCGAUAACCUGUCUCUGCCGUUCAGGGACGAGAGUUUUGACGCCGUUCUCUCAGUGGCCGUGGUCCACCACUUCGCGACGACGGAACGCAGGGUGGGGGCACUGCGGGAGUUGGCAAGAGUCCUUCGGAUCGGCGGUCGUCUCAUCAUCACCGUCUGGGCCAUGAAGCAGCGACACAGAAAGUUCGAGUCCCAGGACGUGCUCGUCCCUUGGCACAGGCCCCAGCAUCUUAGCACUCCUUCGCUGGAGCUCACAUCGACCACGACAACCACAUCCGAAGAUGACGGACCACCUCCGUACCACGCCUACACACAGACUUCGGACAGCGACUCCUGCCGGUCCGCGGGACUCGGCGCUGGCCAGAGGAAAAGAGGCCGAAGCAGACACAAGGGACGAUCUGUCGACCCAGCACGUUCCCAGAGCAGUUCCAGCUUGUCUAGCCCCAAUGAGACGUGCUACAGCUUCGUCAGAAGGGCGCUCCAGAAACUGGCUGGAGGGAAGCGAGGCGGGUCCGGUCACCGGCCGUGGUUUCUCGACUCAUGGAGCUCCUGCACCAAAGAACCCUCACCCCCUCUCCGCUACGAUCCCGAGGGCUUUGAGGACGGAGAAGUUGACGGCGAAGACAUCCAGGACCUUCCCAUUGAGCUGCGACGCCUGGAAGAGGACCAACAUGACCCGCCCCAACGCCGACAGACAUUCGCCUGCGCCCGGAGGGUGACGCCCCACGAGGUCAUCUUUAACCACAAGUCCAAGAGCCUAUCCGAUAUCUUGACUGUGGGGCAGCGGACGAUGGUACGCUCCCGCUCGAGCGUGCCCAGUCUCGGAGUGGGCUCCGAGCACUCCGUCGCCAUCAGCGUUCCCGUUGCCAACGCGAACAAGCCGAGGCUGGUCAAGCAGAAGAUGUCGCUCUGCGAUAAGAAAGUGGAGGAAGAGGGCGACUUCCGGGACUUGGUGAAGGCGUUGCCGGAGUUCAAAGUGUCGGGGUAUGGGAUAACCCGAAGAUACGGCAACGUUUUCAAGCAGAGCUCCAUGAACGAGGAACUCAUGUCCGCGGAGAGGUUACGGGAGAAGGAGCGAGUGCGACAGAACAUACAGAAACAGGCGUCACUCAACGAGGAGCUCAUCUACCGACGAAACCGAACGCUUGACUCACUACGGGACACAUUCUUCUCAACGUCGACGGGAAAGCGCUUCCAGCUGCUGAAAAACGGCCUCACCAGCAAAUUGAAAAGCUCAAAAACAGGCAUUGAGAAAGUAGCGGGUACCUCCUUCAAGAAUGGUUUCGUGAGGAUACUUCAGGGCUGGAAAGGGAGUGAUGUAACCCCAAAUACUCGAUCUUCACCAACACAUACUCCCAGCGAGACAGUACCCCCAUGUACUCCUCCACCGGACAGCAAAAAGCCUUCCAACAACUUCUCUGGAAAUGGGGAUGAGAGUAUCAAGAAGGAAACUGGACGGUCAGGGAGUGAACGUCGUCAUUCGAGAGAAGACGGUUCUGAUUCGUCCAAGGACAGUAGUCUACAAAGCGAUACGAGUGUUGACUCGGAAGACAGUUUUGCUUCAGUUAUAUAUGUGCCAAAACCCGAUCCCACCACGACACAGACAGCGUCACCGCCCAAAUCACCGCAGGCGACUUCUCCGAAGGUCAAACAGCCCACAUCCCCUCAGAUCAAAGUGUCGCCGCCGGUGACGAGCCCAAGAACUCCGCUCAUCGAGGAGACGCCGCUGGAAGAGGAAGCGGAUAACGAAGACCAGGAACAACUUCCACAUGAAGUCGAGUCCCCAGCGCCUGAAUCGAGUAAAAGCGAACGCCUAAGCCAGAUACAAGAACUGCUAAGGUCUCGCGCGUUCCCUGUGACGAGCAGAAUUCCAGGAGUCGGGGCAACCAGGAGCCCUUUUCCGUUGGUACGUCGAUCAUCUGCCAUGGUACUAGGACGACCUGAGCCCUUAGCUCGGCCUCUCCCUCGACUCUUGUCCCUUGAACUCUUCAAUCCGGAAACAGACGACAUGGACAGCGACUCCAGUGGCGUGUCAUCUCCAGAUUCUGUGAGCAGUGUUAUCAGCGUUCUCACGGAAGAGCCGCCACAGACGCAACAAGAAGUAACAGACGUGCCGGUAGAAGAACACUCUCUCCCGACUGAAUCUCUGUGUUCGUCCUCCAGUCUUCCUCCCCCAACCCCUGACAACACAAGCACAACUACCAGUCCGAAAGCUCCCGAAAUCAUCGCGGAGAAAUUACUUCUCGAGGUGCAGGAGGCAGUGGAAGAAGAAACGGGAAGCAGCGAGUGCCUGAUGACGGAAGAGCCUACAAGAGUCUCACCGUCUUCCCAGAGUCUCCUUGAAGCCGCAGCCGAUGUUGCCAGCUCGCUGGAGGACGCCGUAGAUGCGGUCAUCCAGUCUAGCCCUCGCGCUCGGCGCCGAAAACUGGAGCUUCUGGAUAACAACCCAGUGUCAGUGCUGCAGAAUAAUUGCUUUAGCAGAAGUAGUAACAGCAGCACAUGGAGCCUGCACAAUUCAGACAGCAACAGAAAAUUGUACAGCGACUGGAACCCCAACAAACCCGUAAGUCCAAUAUUCGAUCAGAGGAACAAAUUCUCGUGCAGUGUGGGGCACUCUCCCGGUGAGAGCUGGAUAGAGAGACACCACGACGAAGAACGCAAGGAGGAAACGUGGGACGAGAACUGCCGACAGCAUCUGGCGGACUUCGCAGAGAAGCUGAGCGAGAAGUUGCUGGAGGAGAUUGACCAGUACCAGAAGCAGACAAGUCAAAAGCCACCACUGCACAACGAGACUCACAAUGUGUUAGAGCAUCUCGAUGACCCUUAUCUAUCGCGACUGAACGAGGAGCUACAGGAUCUAACCAAACUGAGCAAAGAGCUUCAAGAGAGAAACUCGUACCUCGCCAAUUUGAACAACUCCACCACAAUCUUGGAAGAAAUCCAACCUCCAUCCAUCCUUAUUCGUGAUCCCCUUAAAAUUACUGUGACCCAAAACCCGUUGUUGGAGACGCCAGUUGAGCUGAACUUCAACAGUGUGGCCCUCGACAUGUGCAAGAACAUCGAAAAGGAGCCAAAGAGGGAUGGAGCCCUGACCAUUAGCAGCGAGUCCACAGAUGACCUCUCCAGCGCAAAUGAAGUGGUCCUCGCGUUCAACUCAUGUUCCCGGCAGACCAGUGACGACACCACAGAGGAUCUGGACACGUGCGUCGAAGUGUUGGGUAAGGAGGACAACAGCGAGCUCAAGGAGGAUGAGAUACCUCAGGAGAUAUGCGACGAAACAGUAUCAGUAGAUCUGGCGACAGAGGAAGACAGUGCAUUAACAGUUCCUGAACAAUGUGACACAGAGCAGAGUCAACUUCUCAGCAGCAUUGCUGGAAGUGUGAUAUCUUUACGCGCUGGAUACUCGAUGGAAUCCAGCGACGCAGAACAAACAGCUACGAGUGGGAGCGAGUGUAGCCGACGCGAUAAGACAGCGAGCACUCUGUCUUUAGGACCCAACUCCAUAGAACUUAGCGACGCCGUCACAGGUAGCAGCAGCGACUGCAGCCGUGACAUGCGAUGCGCAGACAGAACGGCACAGUGUGAUGGCAGAUCGUCCUCCGAAGAAGCUCCUCCACGAAGGGUCGCGCCGAAGGCCGAAACUCAAGAACCGCCAGAAAUACUAACGAAAACGCAGAGCUGUGCGUCAUCACUCAGUGGCUCCACCUCACAGGAAUCCCUGCCAUCUGACAACGGGGGUGGAGCCAUCACCUUUCAUCGGUACUAUCACGUGUUUCGGGAGGGAGAGCUUGACCAGCUGAUAGAGCGGUAUGUUGAGAACUUGCACAUAAUCUCGUCCUACUACGACCAUGCCAAUUGGUGCGUGGUGGCCGAGAAGGUCCACGUGUGGACCAUCUGACGUGCCACUUCUCUAAACGCAGGCAGUGAACCUAUUGUUUAACAUGGAAGUCGAAUGCCAUCUGCGUGUCAAUUUUUCGAAACGUGUGUAUUUGGGUGCUAUAACCGUAAUCUCUUUCGUUGAUUACGUGACUUCUGGGGGUCAAUUCCCCUCCACCUACAAGGUAAAAAUAAUGGUUCCUCAAGCCAUCCCAGCAAAACAAAACCAUAAACACGAGUAAGUUAUAAAACUGUAUGAAAUAUGAAUGAAAAAUUAUUAUAUUUGGGUUUGUUUCAAACAUAACGUUGGUAACCAGAAACAAAUACUCAAAUUAUAGAUUUAAUAAUGCAAAUAACGGUCCUGACGUACAUCAUGAAAUCCUGUCAAAAUUAUUUUAUGACUUGAAAAAUGUAUGACUUUCAAAGUAAAUUAGUUUUGACAUGAAAUCAUAAAUAUGACAAUAAGCCUUCUUACUUCAUAUGUUCACCAUUCCUAAGUCAUAACUAGUUUUUGUGAAAAGAUAGUUCACAACACUUAACAAACUAAAUUCAUUGGAUAACUAGUUUAUUCUACACUAAAAAAUAUAUUUUAUAACCAAUAUGCUAUUUGGACCUCUACAUCAGUCUACCUUGCAAGUAUCAGAAUGCACUUACCGAACACGGUAGUGCUACUAGCGUAAGGUCUCAAGUAUGUAUGGAAUGAUGGUCAAGAAAUUAUGAGAAAAGAAAAUUAUGUACAGGAAUUUCAGUUAUGUUUCAGAUCUUAAGUCGGUUAAUGUAGAAAGACAACAAAUUUGUGUAGCAACAGUGGCUAUGGAACCAUACAAAUUUUGAUUUCAAGGCUACUGUAAUCAGCAAACUUUUUAAUGCAUUCUCAUUACGUUUCCUAUAAUUUAAAACAUUUAUUUCAUAACAAAACUGUAAAAUGUUCUAGGAUAAUGGCACUUGAUAAAAAAAGGAAUGCCUUGUGACAACGCAUGUGAGGAGAAUUUGAAGAAAAGAGGGGGAAAUGGCUAUUGUUUAUUUGUUUGUAUAACAGAACAUGCAAUACUGCUGCACAUUCCAAAUGGAUGAACUCAACAUUUUAUAUUCACUGGACAAACCAAGCACAACCAAAAUAAACCUCAUAAAUAAAGCCUGACAAUCCAUGGUGGUCUUCUGGGUGAAAACAUAAGCACAUAUUCCUCACAAGAAUUUGCCACCCAUUUCUUGAUCUACACAGCAUCAUAACCCACAAGACUAUUAUGGCUUAGUCACUGCUCUGAGAAACUCAAAACUCUAAAGCUUGUUAUCUUCAAACCAAACUCUGGCCUCUAAACAGAAAGUAUCUGUCCAUUUCACUAUAUUAUCCUCUUAUCUACCAUUACUUCAAGUCUGGUACAUGAUUUCAUAACAUCAAGAAAAUUCGGAAUUUUUAAAUGCAUUGCCAUUAUCGACCCAAAACAGUCUUGCCAUAAGGUUUAUACUGUAUAAACAGCUUAUUAUCAAUAAUUUGAAAAAAAAACCAGUUGAUAUAAAUUUUAUAUUUACUAUUAUUAUCACAGGAGGACACUAGCAGGAUAAAAGCAAAUGUGCAGUACAGUUUCCUUUUCAUCUAAGAAGUUGCUUUCCAUUAGAAAUCAGCUUAUUUUGAUUUGACUUGUCAGAAAUAUCUGUCAGCUUCAUCUGAUCUGCUGCUUGCUUUUCCUGCUUGCAAUGUACAAAACUUCCCCAUCAUAAUCACCUAAACCUCAAUAAAACUUAAAAUGGUUCUCUCUCUUGUCCAUUCAAUGCAUUUCAUUCUGCAUUGGCAAACUAAUUUCAUCUUCUGUCACCUUCAACUGCAUUUAUCUUUAUUUUGCUGUCUACAGUUGUGAAUUGUUGUUUUACAUUCCCUUUCUGUUGAUCUCCAUCUGAUUUUGAAUAGCCUGUUUAUUAUAACCUCAUUUGUAUGGCAUACCUCCCUCCUCCCACACAAGAGACCAAAAUCAGAAGUUUGGUAAGGGGAAUUAGAUGUGGUUCUGUGACUUAUCUCCUUUUUCAUGCAAACAUCCCCACAUUAUGACCUAACUUAGUUUACAAAACACAGGAUGUUUUUUAAGUAAGACAGAUUUAUCCCCUUACAAUCAUGUGGUCUACUUUCUAUAAAAAUAACAGUUUUCACCGUUUCCGACAAAUACUUUUCACAUGCAACCAUAAUUUAACUUCACUUUAGCAUCAAUGGUUUAUAAACAGGAAUGAAGCAGUUAUGGCCUGAUGUAAGGUAUAAUCCUAGCAUUUACCUGGAGGGACUGAAUAAAAUCAUGAAAAACUUAGUCAAUGUUGUCAAUCUGUGGGCUGAGAUUUGAACUGCCAAAUAUGAAGCAUUAGUACCAACAACUCAACCAUGUUUGGUGUAGAGUGGUACAGUUCUGAUAGAAUAUAUCAUAGUAUAAUUUCAGUCUUAAGAAGUAUAUAAUGUCCUGCAAUAAUUCUUUCUAUUCAUCAUUGCAGUUUGACAACAUUUCAUCAGAAACAAUUAAGCUAAUCCCAGAAAUUCUGUAUACAGGAAAUUUCCCCCCCCCCCUCCCAACACACAAAAAUAUCUACACAACACUGCAAAAGACAAUUGCUGUAUUUAACACACCUACCUAUUCAUUCUAUUAAAUUCUAACCUUUCAAAAAGAAAGUGGUAAACUAAAUCUGUUCAAAUAAAUUCAAUUAAAUGAAAGCAGAGUCAUGAUAAAUUUCAACUUACCAGCUGCUUUUGAUUCCUCCAGUCAUUCCUAUAACCAAUAAAAUCUCCAACUGUGGUCCUAACACUGUACUGCUAUUAAAACACAUGAAUGAACACUGGAUUUUAGGAAACAAUGCAAAAACUUUGUAAUAACAUAAUAAUGCUUAGUCUAAUUUUGUAAGGUUAUGUAUAUUCUUAGGCCUCUUGAAAGAGACCAACUUGAUAUUUGGUACAAUUGGUUAAAAUUUAGGAUUUCAGUAGAAAAAAAUUGUGUGCAGAGGUGUUUAGAAAUUACAAAGUUGUAUUUAAAUGUUUUUCUAUUCAGAGUAA